Sordaria macrospora k-hell is the source of this 396-nucleotide messenger RNA. RefSeq lists its product as uncharacterized. The record is from RefSeq and is a predicted model, not a curated record. NCBI's taxonomy places the organism in Eukaryota, Fungi, Ascomycota, Sordariomycetes, Sordariales, Sordariaceae. Gene Ontology annotation, biological process: transcription by RNA polymerase II. Gene Ontology annotation, molecular function: protein dimerization activity; DNA binding. Gene Ontology annotation, cellular component: RNA polymerase II, core complex.
AUGAACGCCCCUGAUAGGUUCGAACUCUUCCUUCUCCAGGAUGGAGAGAAGAAGAUCGAGGAAAAGGUGUUCACUGGCAUGAGCAAUACCUCCGACUUCAAGAUCCUGAAGGAGGACCAUACUCUUGCAAACCUCCUAGCCGAGCACCUCAAGCAGGCUCCUCAUGUCCUUAUGGCUGGAUAUAAAAUCGCCCAUCCUAACGUGCCAGAGGUCAUGAUCCGAAUUCAGACGGACGGCAGUAUCACCCCUCGUGAGGCCCUUGUCGGCGCCUGCAAGCAACUGGUCGCCAUGUACGGCCAACUGGGACGCGAGUUCCAGAAGGAACUUGCCCUGCGCCAGUACGCCGAUCAGGGCGAGCAGAGCGGCAACGGUGGUGCCAACGGCGGUCACUAUUAG